Messenger RNA from Aspergillus nidulans FGSC A4, 729 nucleotides. RefSeq names its product DNA-directed RNA polymerase core subunit RPB8. Gene Ontology annotation, molecular function: DNA-directed RNA polymerase activity; RNA-directed RNA polymerase activity. Lineage: Eukaryota; Fungi; Ascomycota; Eurotiomycetes; Eurotiales; Aspergillaceae. Gene Ontology annotation, biological process: termination of RNA polymerase III transcription; transcription by RNA polymerase II; RNA-templated transcription. The record is from RefSeq and is a predicted model, not a curated record. The transcript has 2 exons. Gene Ontology annotation, cellular component: nucleus; RNA polymerase III complex; RNA polymerase I complex. Bases 106 to 543 code for a protein of 145 amino acids.
CGUCGCGACCGCUACAGCUAACAAUCGUGCACUACCGGCACAUUCAUCUUACCGUCAUUUCAGCGCCUUACCAGAGACUGAGCGCCUUUAUAUUCACCCGCAGUCAUGUCGGACCCUUUACUUUUUGAAGACACCUUCACGGUCACCGGUGUCAACCAAGAGAAAUAUGACCGCGUCUCCCGCCUGACCUGCACUUCGUCCGACUCUCAGACCACAUUUACCCUCGAUAUCAACUCUGAGCUCUACCCUUGCACUACCGGAGAGUCGCUUUCCAUGGCCCUCGCUUCGACUCUCUCUUUAGACGGCAAGGAGGACGGCGCAAAGACCGGCUGGAGGGAAGUAGGAAUGGGCGAGCAGACACUCGCAAAUGACUACGACUAUGUCUGCCACGGAAAGGUCUACCGGUUUGAGGAGGCCUCGGAUUCUCCUGGGAACAUGGCGGCUUUCGUUUCAUUCGGCGGACUGUUGCUUUACCUCGAAGGUCCCUACAAGAAGCUCGCGCCCCUACGGAUAGACUACGUGUACCUCCUUCUUAAAAAAUAAAGAAAGCCGAUUCAUCUGUGGGAAUUAUCCAUCGGGUCUAUCUAUCUUCUUUGGCCUGGUUCAAUAUGAACAGCCAGAAAAGUCUGCGUUUCUACGGGUUGAAGUGAUUUUGUUGCAGCGUUGGCGUUAUUUGGCAUUGGGUCUAUUGAAUAGAACAUAUCAAAAUAUACCUCGAAUAUUCACCGU